Messenger RNA from Cuculus canorus (common cuckoo), 602 nucleotides. Its product is annotated as interferon-like. Gene Ontology annotation, cellular component: extracellular region. The coding region runs from base 68 to 592 and encodes 174 amino acids. The transcript has a single exon. Gene Ontology annotation, biological process: response to exogenous dsRNA; defense response; natural killer cell activation involved in immune response. The record is from RefSeq and is a predicted model, not a curated record. NCBI's taxonomy places the organism in Eukaryota, Metazoa, Chordata, Aves, Cuculiformes, Cuculidae. Gene Ontology annotation, molecular function: cytokine activity; type I interferon receptor binding.
ACACACAGCCACACGGCCUCGCCACACGCCGGACCAACACCACACACACGGCAACAACGCACCUAUCAUGACAGCCCCACACACCCCACACCUCCUGCUCCUUUUCGCCGCUCUGCUCCCCAACGCCCUCGCCUGCCAGCUCCCGCGCUCCCUCCCCGGACACAGCCUCCAGCUCCUCCGCACCAUGGCUCUCAACUCCACCCACACCUGCCAGCAACAACAGUCACCCUUCUUCCCCGACGCCCUCCGACACAACAACCGCUCCCAGCAAGACCAACACACCGCUCUCGCCAUCCUGCACAACCUCCUACACACCCUCAGCAGCAACCACAUCCCGCAACAAUGGGACAACCACGCACGACACCACCUCCUCAACAGCCUCCAUCAGCACACCCACCACCUCCAGCAAUGCCUCACACACAACACCACGCUCCUCCAAGGACAAGACGUCCGCAUCACCAGGUACUUCAGGCACAUCCACCGCUUCCUCAACGCCAACGACCACAGCGACUGCGCCUGGCAACACGUCUACCUCGAAGCUCGCCUCUGCUUCCAACACCUCCACAACAUCACCAGCAACACCAUCAAUUAGAACAACGACC